AUGGAUGAUAGUCUAUGUUCAAACUUUGAUCUUUUGAGGUUGCAUUUACCCGAUGAAUUAGGCGGUAUACCAAAAUCUGAAUUUAAUAAAAUUACAAAUUUCGAUAAGUACUGCCCUAAUAAUAACUGCGAUACUGACCUCGAAAAAAUUACGAUUGGAUUUUUAUGGUUACUUGGAAAAUAUUUUACUAAAUACCCAAAGAUAGGUGAUAAUGAAUAUAUUACUCAACCAUUUUUUAUAUAUAUUAUUUUAUGGUUAAGUUACAAAUUAAAUCAAAACUUAGAUCACAAAACCAGCAAUAUAAACGAAUUUUAUACUCAACAUGUAAUUGGUAAUACUAAAUAUAGUAAUUUUACAGGUGAUUCCAAUAAAUUUACAUUUCUUGAGGAAUUCAUAAAUAAACAAAAAGAUUUGUUGGAUAUUGAUUUUAAAGAUCUUUCUAAAUUUUAUGAUGCAUCCAAAUUAAUAUGUAGUAUGUAUGCUAAUAAAGCAACGAAUACAGAUAACAAAAAACUGUUAAAUGAUGCUACUAGUUUUGUUAUAAAAUAUAAAAAGCUCAAAGAUGGCAGUAAUACUGAGGGUACCUCAAAUAAUCAAAUAUUGUCUGCUUUAUCAAAUGAUUAUGAUUAUUUAAAAAAUAAAUGUAAAAAUGUUCAACCGCUUCCAGAGAUAACAGCAGACAUUUCUGCAUUAGCAUCUACACUUGAAGAUGCAUCAUCAAGUUCGCCGAUGGGAAACAAAAUAUUUACAGUUUUAUCGAUAUUUGGUGCAAUAGCAUUUUUUUUAGGAAUUUCUUAUAAGUAUUCGUUGUUUGGAUUUCGGAAACGAGCUCAAAAACAAUAUAUAAGAGAAAAAAUAAAAAAUAUAAAGAAGAAAAUGAAUCGUUAA
Molecule: messenger RNA, 888 nt
Organism: Plasmodium yoelii
Lineage: Eukaryota; Apicomplexa; Aconoidasida; Haemosporida; Plasmodiidae
Product: PIR protein
Exons: 3
Coding region: 1-888 (295 amino acids)
Source: RefSeq, a predicted model, not a curated record